Verruconis gallopava is the source of this 3679-nucleotide messenger RNA. Its product is annotated as plasma-membrane proton-efflux P-type ATPase. The coding region runs from base 93 to 3224 and encodes 1043 amino acids. The transcript has 6 exons. Gene Ontology annotation, cellular component: plasma membrane. NCBI's taxonomy places the organism in Eukaryota, Fungi, Ascomycota, Dothideomycetes, Venturiales, Sympoventuriaceae. Gene Ontology annotation, biological process: proton export across plasma membrane; regulation of intracellular pH. Gene Ontology annotation, molecular function: ATP hydrolysis activity; ATP binding; P-type proton-exporting transporter activity. The record is from RefSeq and is a predicted model, not a curated record.
CGAGAUUUAAGCUCGAGCUCCCCGCUGCAAGGCUCGCGUUCUCUCUUCCUAUCUGCUCUGUUCCUCUUCCGGAGCGUGUCCUUCAACCCAGCAUGUCGUCCACAGAGGCCAGCAACGGCGGAAACGCCUUAUCUACGCGGUGGGAUAAGGACCUUGAGAAGGGUGACAAGAAGGGCGACCAUCCGCGCUCCAAGUCCAUAGCGUCCAGUGGCAGGCGCGGUUCGCGACGUGAAUCUGUCUAUCCUCAAGAUUACGACGAGCUCGAUGAGUACACUGCGCUGCAGAAGUUCAUCGUCUCGUAUCGCGACCCAAAGGCCGCUGCCUAUGAAGACGCCAAAGCUGAGGCCGACGCGGCCGCCGCGGGCAAAGGCAAGCCGUGGUGGGCGUUCUGGAGGUCCAGCGGCCCGAAAGGAAAGGCCAGCGACGACGUCGUCCCGCCCGAAUGGCUCGACACCGACAUGAACAGAGGUAUCACUGCCGACGAAGUCGAGAAGCGCCGUGCCCGCUUCGGCUUCAACGAGCUCACCACCGAGAAGGAGAAUCUGUUCGUCAAGUUCCUCAUGUUCUUCACCGGCCCAAUUCUUUAUGUCAUGGAAAUUGCUGCGCUGCUUGCCAUUGGUCUGCGGGAUUGGGUUGACUUCGGUGUCAUUGUCGGUAUCUUGCUGCUCAACGCCUUCGUCGGUUGGUACCAGGAAAAGCAGGCCGCCGACGUCGUCGCCUCGCUGAAGGGUGACAUUGCCAUGAAGGCCAUCGUCGUCCGUGAUGGAAGCGAGCAGGAAAUCAAAGCACGCGAACUUGUCCCAGGUGACGUGGUCGUCAUUGAGGAAGGUCAAACUGUUCCGGCAGAUGUGCGUUUGAUGGCCGACUACAGCAAGCCUGAGACGUACGAAACCUACCUCCGAAUGAAGGAGCUGGAUCGCUUCGGACAGUCGAACGACCCCGAGGGUGGCCCUGAGGACGCCGAAGAUGAGAAGAAUGGCGAGCCAUCCUCCGACGACGACAUGGACGAUGACGGUGGCGCCAUCACCGCCGGCCCACCAAUCGUUGCCGUUGACCAGUCUGCCAUUACCGGUGAAUCUCUCGCUGUCGACAAGUACCUCGGUGAAGUCUGUUACUACACGACUGGCUGCAAGCGUGGCAAAGCGUACGGUAUCGUGCUCACCUCCGCAAGACACUCUUUUGUCGGUCGCACUGCUUCUCUCGUCGAAGGUGCCAAGGAUCAGGGUCACUUCAAGGCCAUCAUGAACUCUAUCGGUACCGCGCUGCUUGUCCUCGUCAUCUUCUUCAUCCUUAUCGCCUGGAUUGGUGGCUUCUUCCACCACCUCAAGCUUGCCACCCCCGAGCACUCUUCCGUCAACCUGCUUCACUACGCACUUAUUUUGCUCAUCAUUGGCGUUCCUGUCGGUCUGCCCGUCGUCACGACCACCACACUGGCUGUCGGUGCCGCUUACCUUGCCAAGCAAAAGGCAAUCGUUCAGAAGCUUACCGCCAUUGAAUCGCUUGCAGGUGUCGACGUGCUCUGCUCUGACAAGACCGGUACUCUUACGGCUAACCAGCUGUCUAUGCGUGAGCCAUUCGUUGUUGAGGGUGAAGACGUCAACUGGAUGAUGGCUUGCGCUGCCCUUGCUUCAUCGCACAACAUCAAGUCGCUGGAUCCAAUUGAUAAGGUCACCAUUCUUACCCUAAAGAAGUAUCCUAAGGCUCGAGAAAUUCUUAAGCAAGGCUGGAUCACGAAGAAGUUCACUCCUUUCGACCCUGUUUCGAAGCGUAUCACCACCGUCGCUGAGCUUGAUGGUGACACCUACGUUUGCGCUAAGGGUGCUCCGAAGGCUGUAUUGGCUCUUACCAACUGCUCCAAGGAGAAGGCCGAUCUCUUCAAGGCUAAGACUGCUGAGUUUGCUCGUCGUGGUUUCCGUGCUCUCGGUGUCGCUUACCAGAAGAACGGUGGUGACUGGGUGCUUCUUGGUCUCCUCUCCAUGUUCGAUCCUCCACGUGAAGAUACCGCACAAACAAUUCUUGAGGCUCAGCGACUUGGUGUUCCUGUUAAGAUGCUUACUGGUGAUGCCAUUGCUAUUGCUAAGGAAACUUGCAAGAUGUUGGCUCUUGGUACUAAGGUGUACAACUCUCAGAAACUGAUUCACGGUGGUCUCUCUGGCACCACGCAGCAUGAUCUGGUUGAGAGGGCAGAUGGUUUCGCUGAAGUCUUCCCCGAGCACAAGUACCAGGUCGUCGAGAUGUUGCAGCAGCGUGGCCAUCUGACGGCCAUGACUGGCGACGGUGUCAACGAUGCUCCCUCCCUGAAGAAGGCUGACUGCGGUAUCGCUGUCGAAGGUGCUUCAGAAGCUGCCCAGGCCGCCGCUGAUAUCGUCUUCCUUGCUCCUGGUCUCAGCACAAUCGUCUUGGCUAUUAAGACCGCGCGUGAAAUUUUCCAGCGUAUGAAGGCAUACAUUCAGUACCGUAUUGCCCUUUGUCUGCAUCUUGAGAUCUACCUCACCACCAGCAUGAUCAUCAUCAACGAAACCAUCUCCGUGGAGCUUAUCGUCUUCAUCGCCCUUUUCGCCGAUUUGGCCACUGUGGCUGUUGCUUACGACAAUGCUCACUCUGAGGCUAGACCUGUGGAGUGGCAGCUUCCCAAGAUCUGGAUCAUUUCCGUCGUCCUUGGUUUCUUGCUUGCUCUUGGUACUUGGGUCAUCCGUGGCACACUGUACCUUCCCAACGGCGGUAUCGUUCAGAACUUCGGCAACGUUCAGGAAAUCCUCUUCCUCGAAGUCGCCCUUACUGAGAACUGGCUCAUCUUUGUCACUCGUGGCGGCAAGACUCUUCCAUCUUGGCAACUUGUCGGUGCCAUCGCUGGUGUCGACGCUCUUGCUACCAUCUUCUGCGUGUUCGGCUGGCUCUCUGGCAAUCUGCACGACUACCCGACCGACCCGGCAAGUACCUUCAAGCAGCGUGCCGACGGCUGGGUGGACAUUGUUACCGUCGUCGUCAUCUGGGCUUACUCUAUUGGUGUUACCAUUGUCAUCGCCAUUGUCUACUAUCUCAUGAACAAGAUUCCUGCCCUCGACGACCUUGGACGCAAGAACAGGAACAAGAAGGACACCGAAAUCGAGAACAUCCUCGCUCACGUUGCCAAGCUGGCCAUUGAGCACGAGCAGGACGCUACAACGGGUAAGGGCAGAUACAUCUUCACCACCCGUGCUGCCGAAGAGGAGGAGGAUGAUUAGUUUGAGGUGAUCAGCCUCCGUUCCCUCGUGCAAAUCACUGUAGGAAAGAGGAAUUUGUAAUAUGUGAAUUUAGAUGUCGUAAACGCUGUAAUGGCAUUCUAAUUCGAAAUGCAUCCUGGCCAGUCUUUGGUUCUUCUUUGUCUGACAAGAUAUUGACAAAUAUCAAAAUGCUGUCUUAUCAUAGUCUUUUUCAUUGUGCUCCCAAGUCUUCAGUUCCUCUGCUUGCCAACUUGCCUCCUUUCGAGCAAACUCCAAACGUUCGAAGCAACAGAAGUUGUAGCGAACAAUUUUUCUUUUCAAUUUUUGGGGCGACGUUUGAUGGAUCCAAUCAAUGAUAAGAGCAGGGCCAAACAGGCGGAUAACCUUCCCCCUUCUCACUCACUGAUCUCGUAAAUGACGUCGGUUCUCUAGAGCCCUCACCCCAAAGAACUACGUCGAAACCAUUUUAUUUUUCC